Messenger RNA from Plectropomus leopardus (leopard coralgrouper), 1190 nucleotides. Lineage: Eukaryota; Metazoa; Chordata; Actinopteri; Perciformes; Serranidae. The record is from RefSeq and is a predicted model, not a curated record.
GUUUGUUCCGGGAGGGAAGCGUUUCAGCGACGUACCAUUACCGAUAGACUUCUUCCCACAUCUCCACUGAAGUCGUUUUGUGGCUUUUCAGUUUGUUUCUAAAUCCAGCGAUAUUGAAGCUUCUCAUCUGUCAUUGCAGUAUGGCCGAGACAACAGAAAACCCACAGAACUAUGAGGAGCUGUUUGCCCACAGAUUCACAUCGGAAGACAAAGAGUACCAGGAGUAUCUGAACCGGCCAGCUGACCCCCCACCCAUCGUCGAGGACUUUAGGAGUCGUGGAGGUGGAAACCACAGAGGCAGGGACAGGUACCACAACCGACGAGGCCGUGGCUGGGGAGGAGACCGUGGUUGGAGAGGGGACAAUCGCGGGCAGCAACACUGGCAUGACAGAGACCGAGACAGGGACAGGCAAUGGGGGCAUGGGAGCGGGUAUCAAUCAGGCCAUCCAAGCUCCAACCAGGGAUACAACUCCUAUAAUCAGAGACCACAUUAUGACCGUUACUGACCUCUAAUGUAACCUCUCAGGUGUUGUCAGUAUUUUUAAUAUUCACAGUCAUUAAAAUUUGCAUUGUAAUACAAUAUGUGGCAAUGUGCAACUGUUGAUUUUUUUUCUGUUUCCCACCACAGUCUCAUCAGCACGGGCUGAGCAAUAUAUCAAUAUUAAUGACAUACUGCUCAUUGUUGUAAUUGUGUGGAAUUUUUUUUUUAAUAUUGUAACACACAGUUUUAUUGUCUAAUUAAAAACACAAAGCAAAUACUCAGAUUUUUUUCCCAGAUUUAUUUCUGAAAUGUGAGUGGUAACUGACAGUUCCUGUUGGACUUCCACGUACCUUUUUACUAUACACAAACACUGUAUUUUUUUUAUCAUAUUGUGUCAUAUUGCUCAGCCCUGUAAACAUAAUGCAUUUUCUCUUGUAUUUCUCUUUUAAUAUGUCAGGGCUGCUUUUAACAAUAUUUGAAUAUUACAUUGUAAGUGGGAGUUGAUUUGUGUUUGGAUAGUUUUGCAGCUACAUCUUUACAUGCUUUGAUAUCAGAUUGUUAAAAAAAUAUACAAUACAGUAUUGUUGCAAACAGUGUAUCAGAAUUUCAGGAAAGUCUGUUUGUAAUGCAGCUUUAUUUUUCUGUGUCACAAUAUUACAUAAGGAUACUGAUUAACUGAACUGAUUUCAAUAAACGUGUAUUUUCUUAA